AGGUCGCAGCAGUGGCAAAGGACCACCUCAGCCCACGAUUUCGUUCGAUGGCAUCUAUGCAAACAUGAGAAUGGUUCACAUCCUUACAUCAGUUGUCGGAUCCAAAUGUGAAGUGCAGGUGAAAAAUGGUGGUAUAUAUGAAGGAGUUUUUAAAACCUACAGUCCUAAGUGUGAUUUAGUGGUCGAUGCUGCUCAUCGGAAAACUGCGGAAUCCAGUUUGGGGCCAAAACGUGAGGACAUCCUAGAGAGUAUCUUGUUCAAGUCUUCAGACUUUGUCAUGGUGCAUUUUAAGGACAUGGAUACCAAUUAUGCAAGAAGAGAUGCUUUUACUGAUUCAGCCAUCAGUGCUAAAGUCAAUGGAGAACACAAGGAAAAGGAUCUGGAACCAUGGGAUGGAGGAGAGACUACUGCUUCUGAGGAGCUUGAGGCUUUAGAGACAGACGUUUCUAAUGGAUGGGAUCCCAAUGACAUGUUUCGUUACAAUGAAGAAAAUUAUGGUGUAGUAUCAACUUAUGACAGCAGUUUGUCUUCUUAUACGGUGCCAUUAGAAAGAGAUAAUUCAGAAGAGUUUUUAAAGCGGGAAGCCAGAGCAACUCAAUUAGCAGAGGAAAUUGAAUCAAGUGCCCAAUACAAAGCUCGAGUUGCCUUGGAAAAUGAUGAAAGGACAGAAGAAGAAAAAUAUACUGCUGUUCAGAGAAAUGCUAAUGAAAGAGAAGGACACGGUGUGAACACUAGAGAAAAUAAAUACAUUCCGCCUGGGCAGAGGAACAGAGAUGUCCUGUCCUGGGGAAGUGGAAGACAAAACUCACCGAGGAUGGGCCAGUCUGGAUCAGGCCCACCAAUAUCAAGGUCUGGAUCCCACACUUCGGAGUUCAGCCCUAACUCUGGAGCAGAUCAGAGAGUAGUUAACGGAGGUGUUCCCUGGCCAUCGCCUUGCCCAUCUCCUUCCUCUCGCCCACCUUCUCGCUACCAGUCAGGUCCCAACUCUCUUCCACCUCGGGCAGCCACCCCUACACGGCCGCCCUCCAGGCCCCCCUCGCGGCCCUCCAGGCCCCCGUCUCACCCCUCUGCUCAUGGUUCUCCAGCUCCUGUCUCUACUAUGCCUAAACGCAUGUCUUCAGAAGGGCCUCCACGGAUGUCUCCUAAGGCACAACGGCACCCUCGAGGUCACAGAGUCUCUACUGGUAGGGGUACAAUUUCAAGUGGCUUAGAAUUUGUAUCUCAUAAUGCACCUGGGGAAGCAUCUACUGCUGCAGUGGCACGAGGCAGCCCUUCAGGUGGGACGUGGUCAUCAGUUGUCAGUGGGGUUCCAAGAUUAUCUCCUAAAACACACAGGCCUAGGUCUCCAAGGCAGAGCAGCACUCCCGUGGGACCAGCUCUGCCUUCUCCUCAGCCUGGUACUAUUCCCACUGAAUCUGUUGCCAUGCCUGUUCCAGCUGCCUCUCCUACACCUGCCAGCCCUGCAUCCAACAGAGCAGUUACCCCUUCCAACGAAGCUAAAGACACUAGGCUUCAGGACCAGAGGCAAAACUCUGCAACUGGAAACAAGGAGAAUAUAAAGCCAAGUGAGACUUCUCCUAGUUUUCCUAAACCUGAAAACAAAGGUGUAUCUCCAAUUGUUUCAGAGCAUAGAAAACAGAUUGAUGAUUUAAAGAAAUUUAAGAAUGACUUUAGGUUACAGUCAAGUUCUUCUUCAGAUGCAGUGGAUCAGCUGCUAAACAAAACCCGAGAAGGGGAAAAGUCAAGAGAUGUAGUUAAAGAAAAGACAGAAUCCACCCCUAAAGAAUCUAUCAUAGAGCCUGGCAGUAAUACUAACUCCAAUGGUGGCAGUAGCAAACCCAAUAGUCCCAGUAUUUCUCCUUCCAUAAGUAAUAGCUCUGAGCAAAAACGAGGGCCUGAGGUGACUUCCCAAGGUGUACAGACAUCUGGGCCUGGAAGCAAACAAGAUAAAGAGGAUAAAGAGGAGAAGAAAGAUACUGCUGAGCAAGUUAGAAAAUCAACACUUAAUCCUAAUGCAAAAGAGUUCAACCCUCGAUCUUUUGCUCAA
Molecule: messenger RNA, 2047 nt
Organism: Acanthisitta chloris (rifleman)
Lineage: Eukaryota; Metazoa; Chordata; Aves; Passeriformes; Acanthisittidae
Gene: ATXN2
Product: ataxin 2
Exons: 15
Biological process (GO): cytoplasmic stress granule assembly
Cellular component (GO): cytoplasmic stress granule
Molecular function (GO): RNA binding
Source: RefSeq, a predicted model, not a curated record